AUGGCACAACAUGGGUUUAAUAUCACAUCCAAAGUGGCGGAUUGCAUUGUGGAUGGUAACUGGAACUGGCCUGAAGCGUGGAGAGACCUGUACCCGGUAUUAUUUCAACUUCAAAAUAUUACCCUUAAUGAAACAAAUCAGGAUCGGAUCAUGUGGCAGAAAAUCGAUGGUAAUAUUGUUGAUUUUUCAACCAAAGAAGUAUGGGAAGCGAUGCGAGUGCGAGGGCAGCCGGUGGGUUGGGCGAAAACUGUUUGGUCAGCUCUUAAUAUUCCAAAACAUGCCUUUGUUACCUGGUUGAUUUUCAAGAAAAAGUUGUGGACGCAAGAUCGGAUUCUUCAUUGGAACAGAACAGUCACGGGAUCCAUGAAUCUUAUGUGUUGUUUACUGUGUUAUUCAGGAAUAGAUACGCAUAACCAUCUAUUCUUUGAGUGUGAAUAUUCAAAAGCGGUAUGGUAUUCAAUCCGGAAUAAGGGAGAUAUGGGCUCGGUCAGCGAGAAAUGGGAAGAUGUUGUAAACUGGUUAGUUCCUAGAUCAGCUUCGAGAUCGAUUGCUUCAGUUAUCAGCAGAAUUCUGGUGGCAGCUUCGGCAUACUUCAUAUGGAGAGAGCGAAAUGCUAGAUUUUUUAACAACCGAUUAAGACCUCCAGAACUAAUUUCAGAAUUGAUUGUCGAUACUGUGCGUGCAAAGCUACUGUCCUUCAAAUAUAAGCGGAGUGCUAGAGUUAUCACACUCAUGGAGGAAUGGAAGCUUGAUGGUGUGGAGAGAUUUGGCGAAGACUAA
This is a messenger RNA of Helianthus annuus (common sunflower), 780 nucleotides long. RefSeq lists its product as uncharacterized. Lineage: Eukaryota; Viridiplantae; Streptophyta; Magnoliopsida; Asterales; Asteraceae. The record is from RefSeq and is a predicted model, not a curated record. Bases 1 to 780 code for a protein of 259 amino acids. The transcript has a single exon.